UAACCGGAUAUGUUGUCAUGAUUUGGUCCUUCUAAACAUGGCGGAGGUCAGGCUGAAGAUUGGCCACGGCGGCUACAGACUCUUUCGAAACGCAUAUAAACAGUCACCAGUAGAGAUUAAUGGCAACCAAGCUAGAAACACAAUACAAAACACUCGAGCACUUUUAUCUCGAUCUGACGAAGCUCAAAAUGACCAUGAUAUUACACUACGUCUGACUAACUGGACAGCGCAGCCGGCUCCUGGAAUUUAUGACGGCAGUUUAGAAAUUGAAAACUCAAGGUCCUUCAGUAGACUUACAGACGUUGGAUUCGACUGUGGACGUUGCUACGACCUUGUAUCAAAAUGCGAAGAGGAGGAAUUACAGUUCUGGUCUGCAUGGAGGAAGAUCUUGCCAGACAGUGAUCAUGUAAGACUACACGAUAAAAACAGAGCAAGCCGUUGGUUUCAUCUCAAGUCACCUAACCUGACUGACUCGCCGGUCCAUGUUAUUGCCUGUAGAGCUUUAGGCUGGAGAAAGAAUCUUGUAGCAGGCACCACACAUCCAACCAGGUGCGAGCAUAGACGAUAUAUGUGUUCAGUGAGAUUUGCCAGCAGACAGUCAAAGUUGAGUUUGCAGCAGACUCAUGGAAGGUUAUUGAUGAGGGCUUAUGGUAAUGGCAACCUGUCUGAGCCCCUGUAUAAAAGUAGAACGGCAUAUUAUGAAAUCCUUGAAGUCUCUCCAACUGCCACACAAGCUCAGAUCAAAACCGCUUACUACAAGCAAUCUUUCAUCUACCACCCAGACAAGAAUGCAGGCAGUACUGAGGCUACACACCGCUUCUCCAACAUCAGCGAGGCGUACAAUGUGUUGGGCAACAAGGGGCUAAGGAAGAAAUACGACCGAGGCAUUCUCAGUCAAGGAGACGUUAUUGGAGCAACUAAACCUUCAACAAAGGACAGCAAAAGCUCCCCGCCUCAGCCAACACGGGAGGCACACCAAUCUUCCGUCUUGGGGAUUGACAGCAAAAAGAUCUUUGACUUUGACAACUUUAUCAGAUCUCACUAUAAAUCCCAGCUAGUGAAAGAGGAGGAGGUGCGCGUCAAGAAGGAAGAGAUGCGGAGGAAGAAAGAGUCCAUGAAAGACCAGGAUCUGGGCAAGAUGAUGGAAAUGGCUGUUGGAGUGUUAGUGAUCAUAGCAGUGUCAAUUCUGAUAAGCUUGAAACAGGGAGGGAAUUGAUUGAGCAAAAUGACACCAAUGUGGCAGAGGAAAGGCAUUAUUUUAUCCUAAUAUUAUAGAAUUCAUAUGAGAAGACGGAAUGCAGUGAUAUGUGACCUAUAACAUGAAAUACUGUGGGUUGGUGUUGUAUUUAUUAAGUGCCCUAAUGAAAGCUGCUUAACCUAAGAUUAUACAGUCAAAGGUUUACUUGUAUUUGGCACUGAUGAUUGGUUACUAGUGCAUUGGUUUGAACAGUAUCUUGCUAGAGCAAGUGUUAUAAGAUCAAAAUACAUUAGUUACCAAAUACAGUAACUAUCUCCAGGGGUUUUUAUUGGUGAGAUCAUAUUAAGUUCCAUUCUGCCUAGACACUGGUUCAUGUUGACCUGUUACACAAUCAUAAAACAGCACUAUACCACCUGUGUGUUUGCUUAUGAUAUACUAGAAAAUAUAAACAUUUACAUUUUUAAAAUCCCAUGUAGGAAGUGAUGCAUUGAAGAAGAGAAUAAUAUUGGCGCAGGCCUAUAAUGUAGCCUAGGUUUUUAAGGUUUAAUUUAAGGAUGCAGUGAUAAUACAUUUGCUGGCCAAUAGCCAAUAUUUCUGUAACACGAUUUUGAUCGAUGUUUGCAUCUGAUGAUCUUUCUAAUUUAAAAAAAUACAACUUCA
This is a messenger RNA of Esox lucius (northern pike), 1858 nucleotides long. RefSeq names its product dnaJ homolog subfamily C member 18 (gene dnajc30a). The transcript has a single exon. The record is from RefSeq and is a predicted model, not a curated record. NCBI's taxonomy places the organism in Eukaryota, Metazoa, Chordata, Actinopteri, Esociformes, Esocidae. The coding region runs from base 38 to 1216 and encodes 392 amino acids.